This is a messenger RNA of Nicrophorus vespilloides, 456 nucleotides long. RefSeq lists its product as uncharacterized. The record is from RefSeq and is a predicted model, not a curated record. The coding region runs from base 42 to 344 and encodes 100 amino acids. The transcript is spliced from 2 exons. Lineage: Eukaryota; Metazoa; Arthropoda; Insecta; Coleoptera; Silphidae.
GAACCGUCUCGAAUUUCCACGACGUCGUAUCCUAGAGCAACAUGAAGGUUUUCAUUCUGAUUUUUAUCUUGGUGGUUGGAGCUAUGGCUUCCAGAGAAUUGCGCUCUUGCAACUCCUGCGGGAUGGAGUGUGAGAACGCCUGCGGUACCAGGAACUUCAAGACGUGCUGCUUCAACUACAUGAAGAAGCGCAGCGAUCUCUCCGAACCGUUGCCUCUCGCACUGGAUCCGAGCCUUCGCCUGGAGCUUUGGCUCGCCAAGUCCAGGUCUCCUCUGUAUCAGCGGUACUACGAAUCGAUGCCCCAGGUGCAGGAGUCCAGAGAGCAGAGCAGAUCCUCCAACUAAUUAUACAACAAAAAAAUCAAUUUAUUUCCAAUGCAUUUACACUUAAUUAGAUGUUUUCAGGCUGGAUAUUAAAUUUAUUCACAUAGACACACAACUAGUUUCUCUUCAUGAU